AUGAUUGAGUUGGACGACAAAGAGAACCAGUCGCCGCUGCGUCUCGGUUUUGGCAAGUCGCCCUCACCUAAGAAGUCGCGCAGUAAGAGCAUUGGACCCGGUGGUCUUGAUUCAGUCGCUGCGUCGGCAGUCAAGUCUAUCCUCCCCUCCAAGGAAGAUGAAGCCAAGAGGCGAGAAGCUCGUCGCAAAUCUCUUGCAAACCGCAGAGUCUCUUUCGCUCCCGAAGCGACCCUUCACACCUGGGAUGUCAUCGAAUACAUGCGCGACGCCACGGCCUCAUCUAACUCGUCAGACCAUGCACGAGCUCAACAACAAUUCGACUCAGAUCCCCCGUCUACCCCUCCUGAACAAGCCGACGAAGACGAAGACGACCUACCAGACUCGCCGGAACAUCAACGCGAUGCUCACCAGCAAAAGCGCCGUCGAAGCUCUGCCAUACCUCCCAUGAACUUCAACGACCUGGACGACUACUCUUCCUCCCCAGUCAGUGGCAGUAGCAAUGUCGAAGCUAGUAGCGACGUUGAAGAGGAUGUCGAGUCCGAAGAUGAUGGUGAUAGCACUGCCAUGAGUCUGGAUCAAGGCGACAAUACUCUGCUCUCAGAACAAUCUGGAGACAGCACUGGUUCCAGCGCACGCCUGGACGCUGCUUUGCGACAAGCUUCUGAUCAAGCUGGCACCCGUGGCAUCGAUUUCGAUGAGUACGGCGACAUGUCUAUGGAAAUGGCUGGUGACGAAAUCACAAAUGCCUUUAAGCCGUGGGCUCAAGGUCAGCAUUUUGCUGCCGAAGACCAAGAGAACAACAACCCCUUCGAUUCAGUAUUCCGCCCUGGACCCCAGCCUGGGGAAGACGAUGAGGAAGAAGGAGACGACGAUAUGAGCAUGGACAUGACACGCGCGGUAGGCCGCAUCAUACCUCAACAGCAACCUCAAGAGGAUCAAGAAGAGACAGAAGAUGAAGGCGACAUGACAAUGGAUAUGACCAAACCCAUGGGGACCAUCUGGACUGCCAACCAAUCGCAUCCACAAGCACAGGAAGUGGAGGAGGACGAGACACGCGAUAUGACUAUGGAUAUGACAAGACCAGUUGGUCGCAUUAUUCAGACUCAUCAACACCUGUACCAGCAAUCUCCUGAACGAACCGUGUCAUUCGGAGAUGAGACGAUGGACUUGACACAGGCAGUUGGAAAGAUCCACCAGUGGAACCCUCAAGCUCAGCCACCCCGCAGUGCUCUCAAGAGACGCUUCGAGAGUUUCGCAACAGAGGAUGUGGCUUCUCCUUCGAUCAAGAACCCCGUUUUCGAGGAACCCACAAGACGCACAGUGGCACAAGCACGCGAUGCGAAACGCAGACGCUCGUCUUCAUCACGCCAAUCUCUUGGUGAUGGCACUAUGGACUUGACAGUGGCAGUUGGUGCCAUCCAGCAGAGACAGCAAUCUCCCGUCAAGAAGGACAGACGUCUGAGUUCACGCAGCCGCCGAUCUUCUGGUGCAUCAUCUAUCAUGGAUGAGCAGACUAUGGACUUCACCAUGGCAGUUGGUGGUAUCAAACAGCAGCAACAAACCAAAUCUCCUCGGGAACCCUCAAUUAUCGAGGAAGAUGAUGGAGAGGAGAACGAGGACAUGUCAAUGGAAUUCACUGCUGUUGUAGGAAACAUCUUGAAGCAACACGCAGCCACAGCCAUCGAGCGUCCAGCCACGCCUCGCAAGUCUCCUUCACCCGUGAGAACCGAGAUACCGACGACUCCCAAGGAUCAAGAUCGCUUCAAGGAGACUAGAGAUCUCACGGCCAAAAAGCUCUUGACCCCUUUGUUCGAGAAGCAGGCUCCAGGCUCAGCAGUCAAAGACUCUGCCGGCUCAAGGAAAAGCUCUGCUCGCAAGUCUGCGUCGAAAGAGCCUACUCCGAGCCUUGGUUUCCUCAGUCCUGCUGUUUUCGCUUCUCCACGUAGAAGCCCGGCUUCAGCUCGCAAGAGCCCUUCAUCCGCGCAGAAGAUUCCGUCGGCACAACAGACUCCUGCAUCUGUGCAAAAGACUCCACUGUCUGCCCAGAAAAUCCCUUCAUCACCGCAUAAGACCCCUGCAUCUGCGCAAAAGACACCUUCGUCUGCGCGUAAGACACCCGUAUCAGCAACAAAAAGCCCUCACUUCGCCCACAAGGUUACCGAGUCUGUUCAGCACACACCAUUAGCUCAAACAAGCCCCAUCUCGGUCAAGCAAAAUGGCUCGGCUCAGAAGCCAGCCUCUGUACAUAAAAGCUCACCAUUAGUGGCACGUACCCCACCAUCUGCCAUGAAGAGCUCGGUUUCGAAGUCCUCGUCACGGAAGAGUCCUGUCUCGACUCGUCGAAGUGCAAGGAUUAGCCUCGCAACUGUUCACCCUCAACGAGACGAGCACGCAGAAGAGGCCAUUCAUACUCCUUCGAGACCAGCAGAAACGGAAGAGUCAGCAGAAGAGAUGCAGAUUGAUCAAUCCACCAAGGAGGCGUCUCUUGUGCCCGAACAAGAAGUCCAUGACGAACCAAUGGGCGAAGUUAGCUACCCUGCCCUGCCUGUUCCACAACCCGAGCAGGAGCAGGCAAAAGAACAGGAACAACAACACGAGCACUCCACCGCAGAUACAUCGAAAACCACCGAGGCAACUACUACACCGCAAAUUACGCAAACACCUGCUGCACCAUCACCAGUGCACCAUCAUCCUGCAAUCUCCAUGGCUGGAUCCCCGAUACGCAGCCCAGCUGCUGCCACACCCAAGCAAAUCGACCUCGAGGAACUAAAUCCAACAUCACCCUCCCUCGAGAAGCAAUUGCGCAGCUCGCCGGUCAAGUUCGCGGCCACACCUGAACAACAGAAGCAAUACCACGAAGAGCCUCGCAGUACGUUUGCAGACUCAAUCAAAUUCUUGUCAACACCGAGCAAGGAGACCGGCACCAGCCCGUUGAAGCGUCUGCGAGCUUUGACUCCCAAGAAGUCUCCGGCGAAGAAGGCAAUGACCCCAAGAAAGAUUGCUACACCAAAACUGUCUACACCGUUCAUCGUUCAGAACAAGAAUGCACCCGGGCUUCUCGAUCUCGAAGCUGCCAAGAACAUCUUUGCUGCUCCCAAGACUGGGCCUCCAGCAAAGAAGGUACAAUUGAAUGAGUUCCUUGACCUUGCGGGCAUCAAAUUCAUGGAUUUGACUGCAUCCAAGCGUAGACACACUGUCGCUCCUACACCUAGUGAGCCACAUGGAGCUGACAGAGAAGACCAGAACAUUGACCUUGAAGGAGCUGUUGUGGCAGGUGCGUGCACAAUGCCAAUGCUUGACCUCUUCCAGCAUGCCUGCCGUGAACUUAAGCGCUACAUCUCCGAAGGCAAGUCUUUCCUCAAGACACUGGAAGCUGAGGUUUAUGAGGAACCUCCACCAUUCUUCCAGGCUUAUAUGGACGCUACGCCUGAUCGCAAGGCUCAGCUGGAUAUCAACAUGAGAGAUGCCAAGACGAAUGCGAGAAUGAGAAGUAAGGAGAUCUGGUACGACUGGCGCAGCAAGCUUCUGGACGGUCUUCUGGAUGGUCUGAACAGGAUCAAGACUGGCCUCGAAGCCGAUGCCGAGAUUUUGGGACGAAAGCAAGAGUCGCUUGAUUCUGAAUUGCCUGAUCUCCUCCAACACUACGAAGAUCUAUUGAAAGAGGCCGAACAACUGGAGCAAGCUGCUGCUGCUACUUCCGAAGAAGAGAAGGAGGAGUUGCGCGCUUCUCGUGCUCGUCUUGUAGAAGUGGAUGAGCAGAUUGAAGAGCGCAAGCGCAUGCUGGCUGACCUCCAGCGUGAUAUUGAUGAGCAAGACAAUCUCGCUGAAGCUUACGAAGAAGGCAAAGCCGAGAGUCUGGCUGCCAUUCAAGAGGCUGAGCGUGUCAAGGAGUCAUGUCGUGGUUUCACUGUGGAAGAAGUGCAAUCACUCAAGGCAUCAGUAGCUCAGCUUGAGAAGCAAACAGGCUGGGCAGUCGCUUCAGCCUCAGGCGCCAAUCUCACCAUGACCUACAAAAACACUCUUCAGCUCUAUUUCAACACUACCUCUUUCAAGGUCAACGCAUCAUCGCCAGCAACAACCCCUAUGAAUUCGCCCAUCUCCCUCACACAUAUUACUCCCGCUACGUUGACCACCGAACAACGCUUCUUCCUCCAACUCAUGCGUGCGCAACUUCAGUGCCUGGAUCAAAACACUAUCUCAUUGAAGCAAUUGCUCGGUUUUGUACAGAGAGGAUGGGACACGGCAUCGCUCAUAGCCGAGCAAGUCCGUCGUCUGACUCUCGAGCAGAUGGUCAAUGUCAGUAUCCUUAGCGAUGAGCGUCUUGCUGUUGAUAUUUCGGUCCUGCUUCCUAAGGUUGAGACGAAGGUCAAGGUGGGCGUCCAAUUGACAGCCACUCUAUCCGACCCAGAGGCAGAGGACUUGGAUAUCAAGAACGAGAUUGACGUUGAUGCCAAAGUCGUGUAUGGUGAACCUUACAACGAAAAGAACAUGUCCGAAUUCGUUGGCAAGCGGGUCAGAGGACAAGGCUUCGUGGGCUGGGAUGAAACCAUCAGAGAGUUGAGGAUGAGGCUCGUUGCUACCGGACGCAAGGGUCGUUGA
Aureobasidium pullulans EXF-150 is the source of this 4599-nucleotide messenger RNA. Its product is annotated as Spc7-domain-containing protein. Gene Ontology annotation, biological process: mitotic sister chromatid biorientation; mitotic spindle assembly checkpoint signaling; protein localization to kinetochore. The record is from RefSeq and is a predicted model, not a curated record. NCBI's taxonomy places the organism in Eukaryota, Fungi, Ascomycota, Dothideomycetes, Dothideales, Saccotheciaceae. The coding region runs from base 1 to 4599 and encodes 1532 amino acids. The transcript has 3 exons.